Paramecium octaurelia is the source of this 246-nucleotide messenger RNA. The record is from the annotation of a GenBank genome assembly. NCBI's taxonomy places the organism in Eukaryota, Ciliophora, Oligohymenophorea, Peniculida, Parameciidae.
AUGGGAAUUUGUGGAACUUCAUCACUAAAAUCACAUCCUAGUGACCAUGUAAUUGAAAAAAAUAAGGAGAAGAAAGGACUCUAAACCUCAUAAUCUAAAACUGUUAAAUUAUUUGACUAUAAUCAAAAUAAGACAGUUAGUGUACCAGUUCUGAUUCCAGCCACUCAAAACAAUUUAUACUUUAAAAGAUAGGCAUAAAGUCCUAGUAAUAAUCAUGAGACUGUCUAAUAACUCACAUAAUCCUGA